Messenger RNA from Erpetoichthys calabaricus (reedfish), 2551 nucleotides. RefSeq names its product zinc finger BED domain-containing protein 4-like. The transcript has 2 exons. The record is from RefSeq and is a predicted model, not a curated record. The coding region runs from base 876 to 1664 and encodes 262 amino acids. Lineage: Eukaryota; Metazoa; Chordata; Cladistia; Polypteriformes; Polypteridae.
UUAGUGGUGGGCGGAUCGAUCCAAGUAUCGAUAAUAUCGAUAAUAAUGUUGGUAUUGAUAUUGAUCAAUACCAUCAAUACUUUAGUUUAAAUUUCUCUCCUGAAUGCACUGCGGCUGUCUGGGUAAGCGCUGCUGCUCUCACGACUGUCACAGCGCGGAGCAGGCUUUGCUCCUCCUCUCUCUUGUGUUUUGAUGAUGUACCGUCACGUGACUCAAUGGCGCCAGGCAAGCAAACAGGCUCACUUGCAUGCACACACUCACACAAUACAUAGCGUAAGAAAUUAUGGCAGAGAGAAAGAGAAGUGGUGUGUGGCUUUAUUUUCAAGCCGAAGGUCAAUCAACGGCAAGUUGUAUUAUUUGUAAAAAGGCUGUCAAAUACAGUGGUAAUACAACUAAUUUACACAAGCAUAUGAGAAAUCAUUCAAAAGAAAAUGCAGAGCUACAGAAACGGAAGAGAGGAGGUGAUAAAUCCAACACAACCUGGCCCUGACAGAAGCAGACCCCCAACCCCAAGGCAGCGGACAUUGGCAGAGGCCUUUCAAUUUGGCAGAGAAUAUCCUGCCGAUUCCCCAAGAGCAAUGGAGAUUACGAGGGGCCUUGCAUAAAUGAUAAUGAAGGACCUGCAACCUCUUUCCAUGGUGGAAGAUGACGGCUUUAGAAAUUUUGUGAGGACACUUGACCCACGAUACAAAAUUCCAAGUAGAAAAUCUUUAAUGGAGGGGAAACUAAAAGCUCUUUAUGAAGAAUGCUGCUUUAAGGACAGAAAGGAAUUGAGUGGUGUGGACAAUGUUGUGCUUACAACUGACAUGUAGACAUCAAGAGCCACAGAGGCAUAUUUAACAGUCUUAUGCCACAUCAUAGAUGAAAACUGGCAAAUGAUGGCAUAUGUGUUAGAAACGUGUUGUGUUCCUGGACAACACACUGCAGACAAUAUUUGUUCACAGUUAACCAGAAUCGUGGAAGAAUGGGGCAUAGCAGACAAGAUUCUGGCUGUUGUAACUGAUAAUAGCACCAAUAUGUUUGCUGCUGUGCGCAAAGCAGGUUGGGCACACUACCCAUUUUUUACACACACUUUGAACUUGGUGGUGAAAGACUCUUUCAAGGCUCACCCUGGCUUGCUUGAGAUUCAGCAAAAAAACAGUGCUAUUGUUGCUUUCUUUCACCACAGCACUAAAGCUGCAGACAAGCUCAAAGAAAUUCAGAAGCAGCAGAAGUUCCCUGAACACAAACUAAUUCAAGCAGUUGAGAGAAGGUGGAACUUUGUAUUCUACAUGUGGGAGAGAUUGUCUGAGCAAAAGGAGGCAGUUACCACAGUCCUCUGUCUCCUUGGAAAGAGCUCACUUUGCUUAAGUGAGGAAGAAUGGCCUGUCAUCAGUCUCUCCAUCAUUGUACCGAGACCAUUUGAGCAAGCAACCAGGGAGAUAUCAACUGAAAAACAUGUUUCACUUUCAAAGGUGAUUCCACUGGUGUCACUGCUUCACAGAACCACUGCAACUUCUGAGCGCAAAGGUAGCAAACUAGCUGCUGAACUGUCAGUGCAGUGUCACCGUUGCUUCAAGGCUAUUGAAACAUUUUAUGGUCUUGCUGUCAGCACCUACCUGGACAUUAGAUUUAAAAACCUGGGAUUCCGUGACUCUGCAAACGUUGAGCCUGUAAAAGCUUGACUUGUCACCGAAAUGCAGUCAGUGAGUCAGACCUCAGCACCUUCCUCAUGUGCACCAGGCUCAAGCUUUGCAGCCAGCUCUGCCCCAGCUCCUGCAACUACUUCAAGCUCAUCUGCAGCGGCUGCUGCAUCCCCACCUGCAGCAAAAGGUGGAAUAUGGACAGAAUUUGGCGCUGAAGUCCUUGCAUCUCAGCAGCAUUGGACAACUGGCACUGAUGUCCUAAUUGAAAUGCGCAGGUACUCAGAAGAGAGGCCAAUUCCUUAGGAUCAGGAUCCACUAUGUUGGUGGAAAAAAAAAUCAUCAACAUUCCCCUCUUUGAGCAAACUUGCCAAGAAGCACCUGGGAAUGGUUGCAACCUCAAUGCCAGCUGAGAGGAUUUUUUCAAAGGCAGGACAGUUACUAAGUACCAGGGGAAGUGCAAUAAAAUCGAAAAAUGUGAACAUGAUACUGUUCCUGAACAAAAACCUUUAAUCUGUUCUGAACAGGUGGGUGGGGGAUAUUUCUUUGAGCGUGUUUACACUUCAUUGUAUUUUUUAUUGUACUUUCUUUAUUGUAUUCCCACUAAUUAUUUUUUAUUUUUCAUUUUUUUCAAAGGCGGUUCUCUAAUUUUGUGCAUUUUAUUUAAGAAAAAGACAUUUUGUGUUACUUGUGCUUUAUAAUAAAGUAUUUAAUUACUUUGCCUAAAUUCUGUCCUGGGUUUUAACUAAUUAAUAAAAAAAUCACAAGACACUUAAAGUUAAUGAAAAUUAAUUCAGCUUUAGCAAUUUGAUGAUGCAUCCACCUUAAUUAUUAAAAAGUAUCGAUAUUGGUAUCGGUAUCAAUGAUACUGGCCCUGUAUUUACUUGGUAUCAGAUCGAUACCAAAUCUUGUAGUAUCGCACACCACUA